AUGCGGAAACAGCUUUCAACAGUGGGCCCAAGAGCAAAUAUUACCAGAUCUGACAAGAAACGGCUGGGUAUAAAAGCAGGUACAUGGAACAUCUCCACGUCUGCGCCGGAGCGAGAUGCGCCUACUCCGACAUCUUUUGCCUUACCCAGUUUCCGUCCCCAUGUUUCAGCAUUAUAUUGGUCGGGAUGCCGGCUAAUGCAGACAAUAAUUGUAUGGCUGUCUCGCACCGACACGACUUGCCUAGCCCUGUGUGCCUAUAAAUACAGCUUUGGCUCCGACUGCAAAAUAAAUCACUUCCCAUCUACUGCUACUAUGGUUUCUCUCUCGAAAUUGCUUGCCCUUUCGCUCUUGUCGCUCGCUUCGGCCGAGCCCGCACCUCAAUUCACCGACUCUCCCACCAACACUGAAUUAAUUGCUACGUUCGACUCUAAGGUGUCUGGUUCCGUGGCCUUCACCUCCAACAACGGUCUGGUUUUGGUGUCUGUUGAUCUUUCCGACUUGCCUACUUCUGGCGGACCUUUCCUCUACCACAUCCACAAGAAACCUGUUCCUUCGGACGGAAACUGUACUGGUACGCUGUCCCACUUCAAUCCAUUCAAUGGAAGCGAGACGGCUAGCGCCCCUGACUUGAAGGAGGCUGGUGAUCUUUCUGGAAAACACGGCAAGAUUGAGGGUACUUCGCUCAACACUUCUUACAUUGACCCAUACCUUUCUUUGAACCCAAGCAGCCCUGCCUACUUUGGAGGUUUGUCUGUCGUUGUUCACUUUGCCAACACUUCUCGUAUUGCCUGUGCCAACAUCACCGAGAAGUAUCCAUCUAUUCCUUCUUCCAGUGGCUCGCUGAAGCUUUCUCCAAGUGUUAUUCUGGUUUUGAUUGCUAGUAUUUCGGCAUGGUUCUCAUCUUGA
This is a messenger RNA of Clavispora lusitaniae ATCC 42720, 906 nucleotides long. RefSeq names its product Copper/zinc superoxide dismutase (SODC) family protein. NCBI's taxonomy places the organism in Eukaryota, Fungi, Ascomycota, Pichiomycetes, Serinales, Metschnikowiaceae. The record is from RefSeq and is a predicted model, not a curated record. Gene Ontology annotation, cellular component: extracellular region. Gene Ontology annotation, molecular function: copper ion binding. Gene Ontology annotation, biological process: superoxide metabolic process.